Molecule: messenger RNA, 2309 nt
Organism: Beta vulgaris subsp. vulgaris (sugar beet)
Lineage: Eukaryota; Viridiplantae; Streptophyta; Magnoliopsida; Caryophyllales; Amaranthaceae
Product: internal alternative NAD(P)H-ubiquinone oxidoreductase A2, mitochondrial
Exons: 9
Coding region: 323-1798 (491 amino acids)
Molecular function (GO): NADH dehydrogenase activity
Source: RefSeq, a predicted model, not a curated record
AGGAAAUAAAUGAGAAAAAGCCCAAAGAAAAAUUCCAUUAUUUUAAUUUUUAUAACAAUAUAAUUUCUACCAGCUCUCUGAAUAUUCAAAAUAAUUCCACCAUGUAUCUUCCUACAUUCAAGGGAAGACACCUUUCCUCCAUUUCUUUCGCUACAAGCUCCAAAUUCUAGAACAAAAAUAUUAAAAAAAACUGUAAAAAAAAUAUAAAAAAAUAAAAAAAUAAAAAAAGAGCCCUUCAAAUGUUCAUUGUAUAAAGAUUGAAUCUUUUGCAUGUUAUCAUCAACAACAAAAUACAGUAAUUUUCUAAAAAAAGAAGAAAAAAAUGUCAUUUUUUAGAAAUCUCCUAAAACCCUCAAUCCUGAAAUCUAAAACCCAGUUUCAAUUUUCAUCUUCAACCCUUUACACUUCUCUCUCUCCUACUUAUUCCACCUCUGCUGCUGUAACAAGGCAUGCUGGGCUUGAGCCCACAAAGCCCAAUGAAAAGCCCAGAUUGGUGGUGUUGGGCUCUGGAUGGGCCGGGUGUAGGCUAAUCAAGGAGAUUGAUACAAAGUUAUACGACAUCGUUUGUGUGUCACCUAGAAAUCACAUGGUUUUUACUCCAUUGUUAGCAUCAACUUGUGUUGGAACUCUUGAGUUUAGGUCUGUUGCUGAGCCUAUUGGGAGGAUUCAACCUGCAAUUUCUAGGGAACCGGGUUCUUAUUAUUUUCUUGCUAAUUGUACUUCUGUUGAUACUAAAGAUCAUGUGGUACAUUGUGAGACUGUCACAGAAGGAGCUCAGUCAUUGGAUCCAUGGAAGUUCAAAAUAUCGUAUGACAAAUUAGUUGUUGCAUCAGGUGCAGAAGCCUCUACUUUUGGAAUUCAAGGGGUGCAUAAACAUGCAAUUUUUCUUCGUGAAGUUCAUCAUGCUCAGGAGAUUCGUAGAAAACUUCUCUUGAAUUUGAUGUUGUCUGAUAUACCUGGUAUCUCUGAAGAGGAGAAGAAACGACUCCUGCAUUGUGUUGUUGUGGGAGGUGGUCCAACUGGUGUUGAGUUUAGUGGCGAGCUUAGUGAUUUCAUUAUGAAGGAUGUUAGUCAAAGAUAUGCACAUGUCAAAGAUUACAUCCAUGUUACCUUGAUUGAGGCAAAUGAAAUCCUAUCUUCCUUCGAUGAUCGCCUCAGGCACUAUGCUGUGAAACAGCUGACUAAGUCAGGAGUUCGUCUUGUCCGUGGAAUUGUCAAAGAUGUACAACCUGAUAAGAUAGUUCUUAGCGACGGUUCGGAAGUUCCCUAUGGGCUUUUAGUAUGGUCUACAGGUGUUGGUCCCUCGACCUUUGUAAAGAAUCUUGGACUCCCAACGUCACCUGGUGGAAGGAUAGGCAUUGAUGAUUGGCUACGUAUUCCUUCUGUUCAAGAUAUGUAUGCAAUUGGUGAUUGUGCAGGGUUUCUUGAAAGUACAGGCAAACCAGUUCUCCCUGCUUUGGCACAGGUAGCAGAACGGCAAGGAAAAUACUUAGCCAACUUUUUGAACAAAAUUGGUAAAGCUGGUGGAGGCCGUGCAAACAGCGCAGAAGAUGUUGAUAUGGGGGAACCUUUUGUGUACAAACAUCUAGGAUCAAUGGCAACUAUAGGUAGCUAUAAGGCACUUGUGGACCUUAGGCAGAGCAAGGAGGCUAAGGGCUUGUCACUGAAAGGUUUCCCUAGCUGGUUUAUCUGGAGGUCUGCAUAUCUUACUCGAGUUCUAAGUUGGAGAAAUCGACUCUAUGUGGCCAUUAACUGGCUGACUACUUUUCUUUUUGGUCGUGAUAUAAGCCGAAUAUAGACACUAUCAAAGCAGAACCUACCACUGUUUCAGCAGCGAGCAGCCAUUGAAGAAAUGCAAAUCAAGGAAUACUGAAGAUACCUCCAAUAUUUUGUUCUUUUUUUUUUUUGUAAAGUAUAGUAAUGUUCAUCAUCCCACUAUUCGAAUAACAAUAACGAAAGAUCGAUUGCUGAUGUAGUAAUUAAGUGAUUUCUAGUGUAAUGUCAAUUUAUUUUCCCAUUUUUGAUCUGUGGAAACUGCUGUCGAAAACUAGAGAGGAACACGAAACUUUGUCGCUGCUGAGUUUGAAGCUUGAAGCUAGCAGCUUGCUUUUUUUCAAUGUAGCAAGAGUAUGACCUCAAAUCUAAAUAUUGGAAAAUUUAAUGGCUGAAAGGAGCUGAUUACCUUUGUUUUAGUUUUUAGGAUAAUGUUUUCGAGAGUUAUGAAGUUCGCUCUGAACGUGUAUGUUACAAUAUUCUUCCUUCGUUCCAUUAUGAUUGCAACAUUCUCGUCUUGUGUUUCUUCUUCUUAA